AUGUCGAACAUACCAAACGCGCCUGCAAAAGUGGAACUAACAGUCACGUUUUACGAACGCGGAAACACCAGUGAAAUUACAGCACCAAUUGAGACAAUGGUCAUUGGUACAGAUUACACCAGAAACUCGUCAACUGUGGUCCUUGUUCCUAUCCCGUCUAUCACAAGACCGACAAAGAUAGACGUAUGGCGUGACGGGAUUGAUUCUACCCUUUGGAAACUGUUGAAGUUGACCAUGGAAAGUUCAUCGUAUACUUUUACGUUUGAAUGCGACUGCUUGAUUGGUACUGACAGCGCUAAGUCCACCAUAUUUCCAACAGAAGACUUGUGGCAGAUUGAGACAGAAACCAGCGUGAAAACUUACGCUGGAUCUCGUAGUGAUUUUAGCCUUACGGUAUGGGACAGUACUGGUAUAAGCCAAACAAUCAUGUUUUAUAAAAGGUUCAAGCAAGGAGAAACAACAACCAUAGAUAAUCUGUCCUUACAUCUGAACAGUCCUGUAAAAUACAGUUUGCAGAUGGUUGGAAACAAGGACGGUACAAAGCCUGAUUGUUUUACAAGUACAACCUAUACCACUACAACUUCUACCACCACAACAACCGUUCCUACUACCACUACCAUCACCGUUCCUACUACCACUACCACCACCAACACUCCUACUACGAUUACCACUACUGAACCAUCAGCAUCAACUGAGAUACAGUCAACCAGGGAAAUGAACACCAAGAAAGAAGCUGUUGAUUGGAAGAUCAGUGUUACAACUGGCUACAUGUUGAACGCAUCCUUCACUAAAGCCGACUUUACAGUCACAUUCUACGAACGCGGAAACACCAGCGAAAAGGAUAUGUGGGCAAUACAGACAACAACUGGAAAGAUAAGUUCUCGUGCUGCUAACGCAACAUUCAGCAUUACUGUGUGGGACAGUACAGCGCCUGAUUGUCCUAUAACCACCACCUCCACCACCAAUGCCGUUACCACCACUCCGACAGCACCACCAUUCGAGACGCUGUCCACCACAACAGAGAUUUUCAGAAAUGUCACAUCUGAUGUAUCUUACAAUGUCAACAGUGAGGUUAUUCGAGCGGAGAAAGUUGCAGACGAUAAAGACAGUGCUGGUGAAGAUGUUGCUGAUGCUGGUUGCAGGACGCGAUACACUCAAUCAAAGUACUUAGAAUACUUCAAUACUGAUCAUGCAGAGGAGUCAUUGUGA
Messenger RNA from Mizuhopecten yessoensis (Yesso scallop), 1209 nucleotides. Its product is annotated as location of vulva defective 1-like. The record is from RefSeq and is a predicted model, not a curated record. NCBI's taxonomy places the organism in Eukaryota, Metazoa, Mollusca, Bivalvia, Pectinida, Pectinidae. The transcript is spliced from 8 exons. Bases 1 to 1209 code for a protein of 402 amino acids.